CAGCGUGCCGGUCUCAAAAGCACCUGCUCGCCAACGUCUACUUUGAUCGCGGGUUGCUCCCAUAAGCUCACCAAUUCACAACCCUUCCUAUUUCCCUGGCGAGUCUAGAGCCAUUGAGCACCGACCUCCCAACAUGGCCCCCAAACCAUCGAAAUGGGCUACAGGUGACGACAACGACGCGGCCGCCGCGCAGGCAGAGCGGAAGAGGGAGAAAGCAGAAAGAAAAAGACUCAAGGAGGAGAAAGCGCGCAACGCAGUUCCGUCAACCACGCCAUUCCCCUCCGCGGCGGACGACAAUGAGCGACCUACCAAACGCCCGCGCACGUCUUCUUUCGACGAGGAAGAGAACGGAGCGGCGCCGGCAGUACAGCCCCAGGUGGAAGGCGAGGAGGAAGGCGCACACCUGCUACGAUUCCCCAGCCGACAAUUCGGUCCCUGCGGCCACGUCGACCAAUUCGAGAUGCUGAACAAGAUCGAAGAAGGCUCCUACGGCGUCGUCGCGCGAGCACGGAGGAAGACUUCGGGCGAGAUCGUUGCCCUCAAGAGAUUGAAGAUGGACCAUACCAACGACGGCUUCCCCGUGACGGGACUGCGCGAGAUACAGACGCUGAUGGCGUGUCGGGACGCGAACGUGGUCAAAUUGCUCGAGGUGGUCGUGGGCGACAGUUUGAAAGAUGUCUGCCUCGUGAUGGAGUUCCUCGAACACGACCUCAAGACCCUCCUCGACGAGAUGGCCGAGCCGUUCCUGCCCUCGGAGACCAAGACGCUCAUGCUCCAGAUCGUCUCAGGCGUCGAGUACCUCCACAGAAACUGGAUCUUGCAUCGCGACCUCAAGACCUCGAACCUCCUCCUCAACAACCGCGGUGAGGUCAAGCUGGCCGACUUCGGCAUGGCGCGAUACACGUCGAAUCCUCCCCCGAAACUGACCCAGCUGGUGGUGACGCUGUGGUACCGCGCGCCCGAGCUGCUGCUGGGAGCGGAAGAGUAUGACUUUGAAGUCGACAUCUGGAGUCUGGGCUGCAUCUUCGCCGAACUGCUCACCAAGGAACCCUUGUUCCAGGGCCACAACGAACUCGACCAGCUCUCCAAGAUGUUCAGCCUCCUCGGGACUCCCACGCGGGAAGCAUGGCCGGGUUUCCGCUCCCUCCCCAACACCCGAGCACUGCACCCUCUCCUGUCCUCCCCCAAAAGCGCGACGCGCUCGUCCCUCACGGCCUCCAAAUUCCCAUACCUCACCAGUGCAGGCCUGCGGCUCCUCUCCUCCCUCCUCUCGCUGAAUCCGGCUUCUCGACCCCGAGCCGCAGAGAUCCUUAACCACCCUUACUUCAGGGAAGACCCGCGGCCCAAGUCGAAGGAGUUGUUCCCCACUUUCCCAAGCAAGGCGGGCCAGGAGAAGAGACGGAAAAAGGAGACACCGCAAGCACCCGUCAGGGGCGAUGCGCCGAGGCUGGACGAGAAGGAGGUCGAAUGGAUCUUCAAAGGGUGGGACGCAGAGGGGGAGGAAAAGGGAGGCGGUUUUGCUUUGAGACUGGGAUAGAACGAUGCUGGGAUUUCGUGGGAAUGAAUAAAGAGCAAGCAUGGCGUGGCAUGCCCGAAUCAUGGGGCUGGCGGAUACAUACAUGGAAAACGGGCUCGAGGGAGUUCAAUGGUUGUUGCGGAAUGUAAUGCCGUUCAAUGGUUUGGUCAUCUUUGGGCGCUCUAUUGGAUUUCUAUCUAACCAGAGCGAGUACCCAGGCUUACACAUAUGUCCAUCUCGAUGCAUAUGAGAUGCCCUCUCCACAUGUUUCAACCUUCUAGUCCUUCUGCG
Messenger RNA from Cladophialophora immunda, 1807 nucleotides. RefSeq lists its product as uncharacterized. Gene Ontology annotation, biological process: protein phosphorylation; regulation of mitotic cell cycle. Bases 134 to 1537 code for a protein of 467 amino acids. The record is from RefSeq and is a predicted model, not a curated record. NCBI's taxonomy places the organism in Eukaryota, Fungi, Ascomycota, Eurotiomycetes, Chaetothyriales, Herpotrichiellaceae. The transcript is spliced from 2 exons. Gene Ontology annotation, cellular component: nucleus. Gene Ontology annotation, molecular function: ATP binding; cyclin-dependent protein serine/threonine kinase activity.